UUUCGGCUCACUAGUGUUCUCAACGUUCGCCGCAAUGAACUUACAGACGAUCAACGAGCUCGUCGCCGGCAGCAUCGGCGGCGCCGCGCAGGUGCUCGUCGGACAACCGCUCGACACCAUCAAAACCCGCGCGCAGAUCGCUCCCAAGGGGAUGUUUAAAGGCCCGAUGGACAUCCUUAUGCAGACGAUACGCAAGGAAGGGUUCUUUGCAUUGUACAAAGGCAUGGCCAGCCCACUACUCGGCAUCGCCGGCGUAAACUCCCUCCUCUUCGCCGCCUACGGCACCUCCAAACGCAUCCUCUCCCCCUUCCCACAACUCUCCCUCCAACAAAUCGCCGCAGCAGGCGCGAUGGCCGGCGCCGCAAACGCCAUAUUAGCCAGUCCAGUGGAGAUGUUCAAGAUCCGCAUGCAAGGUCAGUAUGGCGGUGUGGGGGAUAAGCGGCUCAGAGACGUCGCGAGGGAGAUGUGGGCGCAGUGGGGGUUCCGGAAAGGAGUGAUGCGCGGGUAUUGGAUCACGGUGGCACGGGAGAUACCAGCGUAUGCGGGGUUCUAUUCCGCGUUUGAGUUCUCGAGACGGAAGUUUGCAGAUCGCUACGGUGGCCCAACAAAGGUCCCGGUAUGGGCAUUGCUCGUGAGCGGGGCAGGCGGCGGGAUUGCCUACUGGCUUGCAUGUUAUCCGCUAGACGUGGUGAAAUCGCGCGUUCAACUACGCGACACGCCGCCGACGGGGACGCCCGUGCAGUACAUCGCGCGUGAGCUGCUGGCAGUCGUGCACGAGGGCGGAUGGACGGGAUUGUUCAGAGGGUUAUCUCCGUCGUUGUUGAGGAGCAUCCCGGCCGCUGCGAGCACAUUCGCGGCGUAUGAGAUUACAAGAGAAUGGUUGAGGGAGGCUACAGGCGUUUAACGUUUGGUUGUCGUGCUCGACGGACGCGUGAAACGUGUAGGGGGCGGCUAUGAGGAUAUCUCGGCAUCUGUGGAGUGAAAAUGCUAGGUUGGCUUUGGUUUUUCUCUCCCUUGUGUCGAUGAUCCGCGGGUGAUUAUGCCAGGUUUUAUUUCAAAUCUGUGCACCCAUAGGCAACGACUCAUCACCUAGCGCCAUCGGCGAUGAUUUACAAGCUCGGCGGUGGACCAUCAAAACUACUCAUGUCUAGUGCUGCGGACUCGAGUAAGACGCUGCGUGCUCGUUACGUUUUAUCAAGAAUGCUCCCUCGCUGCGCCUUUCUCAGGUUAUUCGUUUGAAGGUUUGUUUUGACCGUUGUAGCGCCGUUCGCAUCUGUCUUUGCCCGCUAUUUUGGUGAUUCGAGGAGCGCUCCGGGAACGAUGAAGACAAAUUCUUGACUCCGGCUCGGC
Laetiporus sulphureus 93-53 is the source of this 1350-nucleotide messenger RNA. RefSeq names its product mitochondrial carrier. The transcript is spliced from 13 exons. Gene Ontology annotation, biological process: mitochondrial L-ornithine transmembrane transport. Gene Ontology annotation, molecular function: L-ornithine transmembrane transporter activity. The record is from RefSeq and is a predicted model, not a curated record. NCBI's taxonomy places the organism in Eukaryota, Fungi, Basidiomycota, Agaricomycetes, Polyporales, Laetiporaceae. The coding region runs from base 35 to 904 and encodes 289 amino acids.